CCACCGGGAAGGCGCUGGGGGUGUGGCCAGGGGCCGGUAUAAAGUCCGGGGGAGCCGGUCCCAGGCAGCAGCUCAGCCCCCUGCCCCCUACAGCCAGCCGCCUGGGCCGGGCCGAGGAUGCGGCGUAGCGCCAGGCUCGCUCCCCUCCGGCCCGCUUGCUAACUUCCUCGGCUUCGUCCUUGUCCGCCAGCGGAGCCACCCCGUGUCCCCGCGCCCUCCGGGUCGGGUCCUCCAGGCGCGCCGGGCGCUGCCUCUGUGUCCCCCGCCGCCCGCCCGUGCCCCGUCCUCGCCCGGUCAUGCUGCCUCUGUGCCUCGUGGCCGCGCUGCUGCUGGCCGCCGGGCCCGGGCCGAGCCUGGGCGACGAAGCCAUCCACUGCCCGCCCUGCUCCGAAGAGAAGCUGGCGCGCUGCCGCCCCCCCGUGGGCUGCGAGGAGCUGGUGCGAGAGCCGGGCUGCGGCUGUUGCGCCACUUGCGCCCUGGGCAAGGGGAUGCCCUGCGGGGUGUACACCCCCCGCUGCGGCUCCGGCCUGCGCUGCUACCCGCCCCGGGGCGUGGAGAAGCCCCUGCACACGCUGGUGCACGGGCAAGGCGUGUGUAUGGAACUGGCAGAGAUCGAGGCUAUCCAGGAAAGCCUGCAGCCCUCUGACAAGGACGAGGGUGAUCACCCCAAUAACAGCUUCAGCCCCUGCAGCGCCCAUGACCGCAGGUGCCUGCAGAAGCACUUCGCCAAAAUUCGAGACCGGAGCACCAGUGGGGGCAAGAUGAAGGUCAUCGGGGUCCCUCGGGAGGAAGCCCGGCCUGUGCCCCAGGGCUCCUGCCAGAGUGAGCUGCACCGGGCCCUGGAGCGGCUGGCCGCCUCACAGAGCCGCACCCACGAGGACCUCUACAUCAUCCCCAUCCCCAACUGCGACCGCAACGGCAACUUCCACCCCAAGCAGUGCCAUCCGGCCCUGGAUGGGCAGCGCGGCAAGUGCUGGUGUGUGGACCGGAAGACGGGAGUGAAGCUUCCGGGGGGCCUGGAGCCGAAGGGGGAGCUGGACUGCCACCAGUUGGCUGACAGCUUCCGCGAGUGAGCCCUGUCAGCAGGCGGGGGGCUCACUGCCCCCUGCUGCCCCCUCCCCUGGAGGCUGCAGAGCUGACCUGGAGCCUGGGUCUGAGUCCUGGCCCUGCUUCUGGCCCAGAAGUUUCCCUUGGGGUGUGUUUGUGUGUAUGCGUGUGUGGGUGUGUCUUUAUGAGCAUGGGUGUGCCCUUGGGGUGAGCCGGAGCCUAGGGGUGUCCUUCUUGGGGCUUAGAUAGCCUGAGAGAGCCCUGGUAUGUUUCCAGAUUGAUCCGGGAUUCAUUCAGCCUUUCAGCCAUCUAUAAACACUUCUUGACC
Physeter macrocephalus (sperm whale) is the source of this 1375-nucleotide messenger RNA. RefSeq names its product insulin like growth factor binding protein 4 (gene IGFBP4). Gene Ontology annotation, biological process: regulation of insulin-like growth factor receptor signaling pathway. Gene Ontology annotation, molecular function: insulin-like growth factor II binding; insulin-like growth factor I binding. Lineage: Eukaryota; Metazoa; Chordata; Mammalia; Artiodactyla; Physeteridae. The coding region runs from base 297 to 1073 and encodes 258 amino acids. The transcript is spliced from 4 exons. Gene Ontology annotation, cellular component: extracellular region. The record is from RefSeq and is a predicted model, not a curated record.